Messenger RNA from Acanthopagrus latus (yellowfin seabream), 2727 nucleotides. RefSeq names its product solute carrier family 2, facilitated glucose transporter member 1 (gene slc2a1c). Gene Ontology annotation, molecular function: hexose transmembrane transporter activity. Gene Ontology annotation, biological process: monosaccharide transmembrane transport. NCBI's taxonomy places the organism in Eukaryota, Metazoa, Chordata, Actinopteri, Spariformes, Sparidae. Bases 1 to 1464 code for a protein of 487 amino acids. The record is from RefSeq and is a predicted model, not a curated record. Gene Ontology annotation, cellular component: membrane. The transcript is spliced from 9 exons.
AUGUCACUGACCCCGACACUGUCACAGAGCCAUCUGACAGCCACACUCCUGACCUCCAUCCUGGCCGCGAUUCUCGGCUCCCUGCAGAUCGGCUACCACACCGGCAACGUCAACGCUCCAGCCAAGAUCAUCGAGGAGUUCUUCAACCACACGUGGAGAGCCAGGCACAACCAGUCGAUGCCAGAUCACAGCCUGACUCUCCUGUGGUCGCUCUCCGUCAGCAUCAAAGACUUCGGAGCCUUGCUGGGCUCGCUGGGUGUCAAAUAUCUGGCAGAUUCUUAUGGAAGGCGUAACUCCAUCCUCAUAGUUAACUGCCUCUCUGUGGUGGGGGCCUGUCUGAUGUCUGCCUCCAAAGUCAGCAAGUCAUUUGAGGUUCUCAUCCUGGGACGGUUGGUGUUCGGUCUCUUCUGCGGCCUGGUGAUGAGUCUUAACCCGCUCUACAUCCAGGAGGUGUCCCCCACAAACCUCAGAGGGGCUUUCGCUACACUAAACCAAGUGUCCUUUGCCUCGGGCAUCCUGGUGGGAAUGGUGGCUGGUCUGGAGACAAUAUUGGGCACUGAGCAUCACUGGGCCAUGAUGCUGUCCCUGUCCAUCAUCCCAGCCCUGACGCAGUACCUGGUCCUCCCUUUCUGCCCUGAGAGCCCUCGCUAUCUGCUCAUCAACCGAGGAGAGGAAAGCAAGGCGGAAGCUGCCCUGCUGAGGCUGAAAGGCAACACAGACAAGGUGUACGCUGAGCUGGAAGAAAUGAAGGAGGAGGCCGCACACACUCAGACCGGAGUCACCAUCAGUGAGUUCUUUAAGAAGCGCCGCUACAAGCAGCCAAUCAUCAUCGUCCUCAUCAUCAAUCUGGGCAGCCAGCUGUCUGGAUUCAAUGCGAUCAUCAAUUAUUCCACCAAAAUGUUCCAGGCCAAGUUUGACGAGGCCAAAUACCUGACGCUGGGCGUGGGCGCUGUCAAUGUGACCUUCACUUUGGUUGCAUUCUUCCUGAUGGAAAGGGCAGGCAGGAGGAGGCUGCUCCUGACUGGUUUCAUCUCCAUAGCAGCGUGCAACCUACUCAUGACCAUCGUGGAUUCUGUCCUGCACCUGGUCCCGGAGCUGCGCAGCCUGCAGGUCCUGCUGGUUUUCUGCCUGAUUUCGGCCUACGAGCUGGGCCCUGGUCCCAUCUCCUGGUUCAUCGCCGCUGAGCUGUUCGACCAGCCUGGCAGACCCAUCGCCAUGGCCUUCACCAGCAUGCUGAACUGGGGGGGGAAAUUUGUUCUGGCGCUCCUCUUCCCUCCGCUGCUGAAACUCUGCGGCGCGUACGUCUACCUCCUCUUCAUGAUUGUGGCUCUGAUCGCCUUCACCUUCACCUGGUUUCGCCUCCCGGAGACGAAAGGUCGCACGUUCGAUGACAUUGCAGAGGAGUUCAGAGGAGCCGAGGGCAUUCCUUUGCACAAUAAGGCCGGAUUCAACACUUUCACCUGACCGACCUAUCAAACCUUAGUGAAUCUGGUCGUGCUCAUGCUGUCAAUGGGUCGGUUCACCCAAUUUACCUACAUGUUUUUAACACAUAUCACUGGCAUGUAACCAAACAGGUGGGUUUUUAAGCUUGGGACUUCCUGGAACCUCCUUUGAAAAACAAUGUCCUGAAGAAGAAGCUUACGAACAACCAGUACGAAAGUGAAGGAGGCAAGGGGAUCUACGUUUCCUUUGCUUAUGUUAAAAAAUGUUUCUCUUAAAUCAAACAUGUUUUCAGAGGUUUAUCUGACAGCUAAUAAAGAGCAAUGUGAUACAGUGUGAUGCAGAGGUCAUCGAAAACAUUCAUUAAAGUCUGAUGAUGCUGAACUGAUUGACUGGGUUCAGCUAAGAAUGGCUUCGAAGAAGUUUGUGUCACCACCACUGGAUGUGACUGUGACUUGUGUAAAAUAUUGUUAAGUCAUGUGGAUAUUUUAGAUCUUUAAUGUUAUUGUUGUUGUUGUUAUGUAUCUAAGCUUGAUUACAUUCAACUGUAUUUAGGUGUACAUUUCAAUAUAUUUGUGGAAUGGUAGAAGAAGCAGCUGAUCCUGGUGCCCCCUCGGACCAGUCCCACCAGCCGACAGUCUUUCCUGGAAUUUGUGUUACCGUCUGCACACAAACUGCAGCCGUCCGGUUCAUUAUUGGUCUGUGAAAUCUCACAUAUCUCUCAACUGUGUACCCUUGUGAGAAGUCUGUGAAAACCAUGUGCGGCUGUGUGAAUAAAUAUUUCAUCCAACAUGGUCCACUGUGACUCGCAGGAACCGCAGAAGGAAGAGAAGCCAGGAGAUCACAGGACACGCUUGGCUUUUAAAUCAGCAGGGGGCGGAAUUAAAUUCAAUGUAAAUUACUGUAGUGGGUCGUUAAAAUUCAGCUUCCGAUAACUCAUGACACACAGUCUGGGUCUGAACCAAAUCAGUUCUCAAGGAUGUUUUGUCAUUAGCUCAUAGAGUGUCUGUUUUUGAUUUGAACAAAAUGUUUUGGUUUUUUUUAAAUGACAGUGAGGAGGAAAAGAAACACAUAACAAAGUCUAUGAGAAUCAUGAAAGUCAACAUAUACAAUGUUGGCUCCAUUUUUAAAAACUGGGCAGCCGUUAUAAAAAGAGAAAUAAUCUCUAAAAUACCCAGAUUUCUGUGUCUCUCUGCAAAAGUAGGAAAACAGUGCCAUCUACUGGACCAAGCUAAAGCAAGUUAUAAACUGUAAGAUGCACAGGAAACAUUGACAGAGCAACAUCUG